Thamnophis sirtalis is the source of this 4879-nucleotide messenger RNA. Its product is annotated as coagulation factor X. Gene Ontology annotation, biological process: proteolysis; blood coagulation. Gene Ontology annotation, cellular component: extracellular region. NCBI's taxonomy places the organism in Eukaryota, Metazoa, Chordata, Lepidosauria, Squamata, Natricidae. The record is from RefSeq and is a predicted model, not a curated record. Gene Ontology annotation, molecular function: calcium ion binding; serine-type endopeptidase activity.
UUGUAGCAGUUCUAAAUAGCAUUUUCCCCUUCCUAAUCAGGUGACUGUCUCCAAAUCAAGUAUAUUCUACUAUUCACUUUGGGUAUACAAUGGCUAGAAUUUCCUUCGGGCCAACCUUGAUUUUCUUAAUCUGCUGCUUCAUCAUCUUUUCACAUUCGUUAUCAGUAUUUAUGAAAAAAGAGAAGGCAAACCAGGUUCUGAGGAUUCAGAAACGUGCUAACACUUUUUUGGAGGAGAUUCUCCCAGGAAAUUUGGAGAGAGAAUGCAGAGAGGAACAGUGUUCAUUUGAAGAGGCAAAAGAGAUUUUCAAGUCAAAGGAGAAAACGAUGGAGUUUUGGUUCGAUUACAAAAAUUCCAACCCCUGUAAAGAAAAUACAUGUAACAAUGGUGGCAUAUGUAAGGUCAAACACUAUACAUAUUCCUGUACAUGUCCCCCGAGGUAUGGAGGAAAUCAGUGUGAAAUAGAGAAAUUUGAAUGCUGGUACAAAAAUGGAGAUUGUUGGCAAUAUUGUCAAGAUACCGAACAUUCACGUCGUGUGAUCUGCUCCUGUGAAGCAGGAUAUACGCUAAGUGAAGACGGGAAGGGUUGUACGCCCUCAGAUCGUUUUCCUUGUGGGCUGAUUAAGCGAUCCACACGUUCUUAUGAGCGAGGAAGAGUCAUACAAAGUGAAACGAAUGCUCAUGAGAACAUGACCAACUGGAAUCAGACGUUAAGUUGGGCUUCCUCAGGAUGGUUGAAUCUCACAGCAGAAAUUGAAGAUGACAUGGAAAAGCUAGAAGGAAAUUUCACAGAGGAGGAUUUACUCAGAUGGUCAAAUAUUAACUCCACAGAUGAAGAAAAAACCAGAAUAAUUGGGGGAUCUUUCUGCCGCCCAGGAGCAUGUCCUUGGCAGGUACUGAUUCAAAAUAAUAGAGAUUACGGUUUUUGUGGGGGCAGCUUGAUCAGUAGUCAGUGGGUACUUACUGCAGCACACUGUUUUGACAACAUUAUUCCACACCACGUUACAGUGGGAGACUUUGACAAACAUCAGCGAGAACGAGAUGAACAAAAAGUAAGAGUACGGCGUCACUGGAGACAUCCUCAGUAUAACUCACAGAACUACAACAAUGACAUUGCUUUGGUCCAAUUGACUAGCGAUGUGAUUUUUACCCAGAACGUACUUCCUAUUUGCCUUCCUCGUCCUAGCCUAGCUAAUGUGCUGAUUGAAGGCGUAGCCCAUGGAAUAGUUAGUGGAUGGGGUGCAACUCAUGCUAAGGGUAAGUUAACUCGCUUUCUCAUGAAAGUUAAGUUGCCUAUUGUGAGCAUGGAGACCUGUCGGCAGUCCACCAAGAAGCUCAUUACGGACAACAUGUUUUGUGCUGGCUAUGAUGGGGAAGGACAGGAUGCUUGCAAAGGAGAUAGUGGUGGACCUUUUGCUGUGUCUUAUCACAAUACUUGGUUUCUCUUGGGGAUUGUCAGUUGGGGAGAAGGUUGUGCUGAAGUGGGGAAAUACGGAGCUUAUACUCUAGUACCCAAUUAUAUUUCAUGGAUAAAUGAAGUAAUCGAAACUAAUUCUUGAAGGUUUUUUUUUUUUUGCCUAACCUGCAGUGAAGGCCCAUCUGUAUAAAAUAUUUUUUUGUGUGUUUGGUAAUAUUUAACAACUUGAAUAGCCAGGUCACAUUGCAGGUUUGUUUCCUAUAGCUUCUCUUAACUGAAAUAAACAAUUAAGUUGCCCUUUUCUUUGUAUAGAAACAGAAUUGUUCUAUAAAUCUGCAUCCAAUUCAGAUUUAAGCAUAAGCAACUGGAUAAGUAGAAAUACUGCCUCAGUCCCUCCUUCCCAAAGUGAUUUUUUAAUCCUUGUAAAAGGACUUCAAGGAUACUGACAAAAAUAGAAUCACAGUGUCAUGCCACAAGUUGUUUCUUUCAUGUUUGAACAAGAUCAGGAUAUGUGUUAAAAAGGGUGGGACUUGCAUGGUGAUUCCACAACUCUUUCAUUAUUCUGACCCUACCUUGAAAUCUUUCCCCCUACCGCCACCUCCACAAAUGCCAAGGGGUUGUGUGAUCCUGCAAAAUGCAGUAGGCUAUGGUGGAAAAGGAAGAGCCAAACAUUCAAUUUGUGUUUAUGCAAACAUGCAUAAUUUGAUGACUGACAAACCAUUGUCAUGGAUUCCCAAAAUACGUUUGAACUCUAAAAUAACCAAAGAUGAGAAACCUGCAGCUGCACGACGUGCCAUAUUUAGUUACUGUUACUCUUGAAUACCUUUUUGUGUUGGCCAAAAAACACCCCGCAAAAGCAUACAGCUGCAGAUUUUUAAUUGAUCUGUUGUAUUUAAUUGAUAGUUGUAUCUCUUGAAAUCUGUCCUAUAGAGAUAAAAUGUAAAUACAUAAGGGAUAUUCUUCCACCCACUCCCGAUGCCCGUGAUUAUAGUUCUUCCCCACUCAUUCUCUGAUGAAUAGUAUUUGGAAACAUACUGAAUGUGGAGGGAGUCUCAGGCACAAAAUUGAAUUAUCCUGGAAUGCUGUGCUGUGACUUGCAUUCCAUAAAGUGGAUAGAGAGCCAAGUGAAAGAAAAGAUUAGACAAUUUGAUUUCAUUCCAUUAAUUGAAUUUAAUGAAUGAAUUAUUUAAUGAAUAAAAUAUGGUUCAUCUUAUUACUUUUGGAGCAGUGUGCCUAAGGAUACGCAUUUGUAUGGCUCAUAAUUGCAAGAAUGUCAGUAUUGUAUCCUGCAGCGAGAGGUUAGAACCGUAGUGCCAACAGCAAACCACAAGGAUGGCCAGAAUGACAGGUGCUUGAUGACAUUAGACUUGCAUUUUGGCAUCGGAUGCUCACCAGUCAUGCCAUUUCCAUGACAUUAUUGUCAGGCAGAUUUUGCCACUUGCUCCCCCACGCCCCAAGCUCAUAACACUAUCUACUUGGGGAACUCAGCCCAAGCUGAUCUAUUUGAAUGUAUCUGAACUACAAGAAAAAGCUCUCCCAAUAUGGAAAACAGGUCUACAGAACAUCAUCUUUUACAUGGUUUAAGCAAAUGGUGAGGGGAAAGAUUUCAAGAAAGGAAUGUUUCACAUUCUUCAAAUCAUAUUUCCAAAUAUAGCCAGGAUUGGUUCAGAAUUAGUCAUGGCAUGUAAGCAAAAAUAAGUAAGCUUUUGAGCAUUUUUACAACUGAACAGAUUCGAGACCCUGUGACCCUAAACCUAACGCACCAGACAGCAAAACAGAUUGCAGGAAUUUCAAUGAAUCCACGUAUUCCUAUUGUGCUCCUAAACGUAUUAAUGACUCCAGAUGAAUUAUUUUAAUAAUCGGCAUCAGGCCAUUGCAAGAGGCAGCUUUGUUUGGAACAGCUUGCAUCCUGUGACAAUAUCGCUAACCCCUUCAAGUAUUAAUAGCUGUCAAUCAUUCCAGGUCGUUGAAAAUAAUCUGAUGGAUAAAAUCCAGUCUGAACAUCUGGCUGACUCUAUAGUAGGAAAUGGAAUAUCAUUACUUCCAACUAGUGUUGCUUAAAUGCAUUCCUUCUGUGAUAAGCAUUAAAAUAAAUGAAAAUGCAUUUACAGAAGAGAUAAAAUAGAUUAUAAGGUUCAGAAGAUUCUUAAACCCCAUGACAUAAGCAUAUUAAAUGUUUAAUAUGUUCUUUCUUUCUCUUCAAAAAUGUGAUAUAUUUGUUCUAAAGUUCCGAAGGAAAAAUAUUUUAAAAGAAAAAAUGGCUUAUCAUAGUAUUUGAUUAGUUAACAGAAAUCUAUAUACAAUAUGUAAACAAACACACUUUACCUUUAAUUAUCAAAAUAUAAUGUAAUAAUGCAAGCUCUUGCAUUCUUUGAGGCUUCAGAAUAGUAAAACUUCUAUAUACACAUUCAAUUCACAAAAUAUCACACAAACCCCACCUCAGAAACAGAUUUUAAUGUAUGAGAUUUGCAGCAAUACAAGGUUUUGUCUGUACAAAGGAAACGAGGUCAGGGUUAAAUAAAACCAUAAUGAACAAUGUCCCAGGGUUUAUCACCCUGAAUCUACAUGUAUUACAAUCAGUCGAACCAACAAUUUGAAGAUGCACUUAAAAACCCCAAAGUUUUUUUGUUUUUUGUUUAAAAAUGUAGACAUCUUCUGAGAGUCUAUACAGGAGACCAUCAAAGGUGAUUCUGGGGAAGGUCACAAUGGCAUUUUAUUGCCUUCAAUGCUGAUUUUUACAGCAUGGGAUGUUCUGCUUUUUUUCCUGAUGUCUGUGAACUUCCGCAUCUGUUUGUCCAGGCGACUGACACCUUUCUUCGAACUUGCCUGGAACUUGAAAGAAAACUUUCAUUUAGUACUAGAACAUUCAUCAAUGACAUCUUGAUGUUUAUAAACCACAAAAAUGUACAUAUGCCAUCCCUUGUUGCAGUUGCUACUGUUCAUUACAGCUGGUAACACUGUGAGGGACUCUCAAUAGCUUACUUUCAAAUGUAGUCUAGAGAUGUAUAAGAUGUAUUGUAUGUUACAGAUAUACAAAAAAAGUGCUGCUUUUUAGGGGGGGAAAUUCUGGACACAAUUCUUUACAUGCUGCUGAAGUUCAGAAUCUAGAUCGUGAAUUUAAAAGUCAAGGAUUAGCUCAGCUAUUCAGACCUCAUUCAUGAGAGACGGAUAGGAAACAAGCAUUCCAUACAUCACUGGAGUGUGCAAAAGGGAGAGUUCACAGGAACAUUAAGGACAUUAUAAGGAAUCUAUUAAUGACUCUGAUGUCUUAGGCCAGGUUUAUUUUCUUUUUUUAAUUUAACAUUCAGUCUUGUUUCUAAGCAUUAAAGGUAGAAAGAAAUAUUUAGAAGAUUCUGUGAUAAAUAUACAAUUCUGACACUCAUAAAUGCACUGUUUAACAACUGGCUAAUGACAUAAUUAAUUAUUCUCAAAAUUUAAUGCUAUGUUUCAAAAUGAAGUUCU